Molecule: messenger RNA, 1815 nt
Organism: Rhizopus microsporus ATCC 52813
Lineage: Eukaryota; Fungi; Mucoromycota; Mucoromycetes; Mucorales; Rhizopodaceae
Exons: 4
Coding region: 1-1815 (604 amino acids)
Biological process (GO): sphingomyelin catabolic process; glycerophospholipid catabolic process; ceramide biosynthetic process
Molecular function (GO): sphingomyelin phosphodiesterase D activity
Source: RefSeq, a predicted model, not a curated record
AUGGAACACGCCAAAGCUAUUAAAGAUCGCGACAUUAAGGCUAUUUGUGACUAUAUAUCCAACUAUUGUGAGACUCACAUUUGUGCUUCAUUAAGCACUCAACACGUUCGAUCCUUCUAUACAUUCUUUCCUACUUUACUGGACUUAUUGUUUGGAUCUCCAACAAAAAGAGGAUUCAUGCAAACACAACUAGAACCUCAUCAAGAUGAAGCUCUUAAAAACUUGUUGUCGAUUCAAGGUCCUUUUUUCCAAUCUUUACUCAGGAUCAGUCAAUCGUCCGAUUACUAUUAUGACCUAUCUAAUGAAAGUUUACCUUCUGAGGUUCGAAAGAUCUUAUCAACAGGUGCUAUUCAUCUAUUACCUCAAGUGUACAAACACUGCAAUGUCAUCAUGCCAUCGUCACCUUCUGGCUCAAUCAUAGAUUUUCAUACAUCAGCUACUAAACAGUCUUCUCUCUUACCGUCUGGUAUCAGCUCAGAGAGAAAGAUCCAAUUAAAUAUAUUACAGUUAUACCUAUAUAACUUUGCCAUCCUGCCCACUUGGUCAACAGCAACAGCACAAUCGCCCAUGUCUACAUUCACAAGCACACCUCUUCGAUCGCCGAUGAAUAAAACCGCGCCAAAUACAUCAACCAUCUCCUUUUUGGACAGUAGUAGCCCACCACAACUCACUAAACCUGGUCGCAGCAUAACGUCAAGCAUAUACACCGACGUCCUUGACAACUAUCUCUCACGUCUGAUCCCCAUCAACGACCGGGCGUUUCCGGCCAUUGUUGGGCCCUUUUUUAUAGACGCACUGACUGAGCUCUGGAUACGUAUGCCAUGGAUAACCAAUAAUAACAGACUGAGCCCCACUCUCAUGUAUUACAUUUCUCAUUUUAUCAAUUACAUUAUUAUCGAGCUCUGGUGUCAAUGGGCUGCACCUUGGAAACUAGGCACACCAUUUCGAAGUAUCGAAAAGGAAAGCUUCUUACCCACACAGACAGACUGGGCACCGUUCAUACUUGAUAAUGUGCCUUACUACUUUUCUGCGGUAGAUAUCUUGCUCAAAAGGAUAUCUACAUUUUCAUAUACCGAUUCGUUAACCAUGUCAGUUGCUGGCCAGCUUCGUAUCCUUUACCGAUUCAUCAACGUCUUUUAUACCGCUCGAGAUCUGAUCGGGUUCUUGGCUCUUGUCGAAAAGGCGCUUGAUCAUGCUGGACAUGCCUUUAUCGAAUGGGAUCAGGAGAUCGCAAAGAUCGCCUAUGGCCAUACAUCGGCUGCGGUCAAGGUGAAGGAAAAGAUAAAGGCGGCGAGUGAGCGAUUGACGCAGAUCGAGGGAAAGACAUCACAGUGGAGGUCAGAGCAUCUAUAUGAUACGGAGGAACAACAGGAGCGACGAUCGCCUAGCUUAAUAGCCGCUGUUUCCAAUUUAUAUCAUAAUAUCAACAUACAUGUGGCUGCCAGUAAGUGGCCUACAAGGUUGUCAAAUAGACACCUUGAGCCUAUGCAAGAAGCGUAUCGUGUCUUGUCGACUCUGUUCAAUAUCAACAGUGCCCUGUUUGCUCCGUUGAAGACGACAUCGGCCAUACCGGAAAAGAGAACAGGGUUCACCCAAUUGACGUUUGCUGGAAAACAGAAUGGAGGGUAUCUGACCGCAGAAGAAAAGGAGUUACUGAAGCAAGGUAAACUUGUCUGCUCGCCGCAUAACAUUCCAGCCGUGGGCCCUCGUAAGCAUACCGUUGUUCGAUCACACGAAAAUGUCACGCUCGUGCGCUGGACUCUUUACUGGGAUAAACAGUUGAAUGAAAUGGUAUGUGCUGCUCAACUUUUUUAA